UCGAAAGAUUCCUGGGAGCUGGCGGGUCGCGAGGAAGGAGCCUGCCGCGUGGGCUGCUGGGGCUGGAGGCUGCUCCGGCGCCUGCCUGGCCUCGCGUCUUACGCUGAAUGGAGAUGCCGAGCCGGGGAGCGCGCUUGGAGGACAGCGCUGUGCGGGGACCCACCGACGACUCGACCCCACACAGAGAGGAUCUUCACAGCAAGAUUAAAGAACAAAAAAUUGUUGUGGAUGAGCUUUCCAACCUGAAGAAGAAUAGGAGAGUAUAUAAGCAACAACAGAACAGCAAUAUAUUCUUUCUUGCAGACCGAGCAGAACUGCUUUCUGAAAGCAAAAAUGUAUUAGAUGAACUGAAAAAAGAAUACCAAGAGAUAGAAAACUCAGAGAAGACCAAAAUCAAGAAGUAGUUCACAUGAAUUCACAUAACAAUGUGUGGCAUCUGUUGUUCCGUAAGCUUUUCUCUGGAGCA
Molecule: messenger RNA, 466 nt
Organism: Tupaia belangeri chinensis (Chinese tree shrew)
Lineage: Eukaryota; Metazoa; Chordata; Mammalia; Scandentia; Tupaiidae
Gene: ASDURF
Product: ASNSD1 upstream open reading frame
Exons: 4
Coding region: 108-404 (98 amino acids)
Source: RefSeq, a predicted model, not a curated record